Messenger RNA from Aspergillus welwitschiae, 1037 nucleotides. RefSeq lists its product as uncharacterized. Bases 186 to 830 code for a protein of 214 amino acids. The transcript is spliced from 2 exons. The record is from RefSeq and is a predicted model, not a curated record. NCBI's taxonomy places the organism in Eukaryota, Fungi, Ascomycota, Eurotiomycetes, Eurotiales, Aspergillaceae.
CCAAAGUACUAACCUAACCUCCACCCACCAGUUGCCCGUCCCGCCUCCCGCCGAGCCGCACGCAUGCAUGCAUCAACCAUCAUCCCCACACCUCCUUAAACUUACCUAACCACACCCCAAUCUCUCUCAUCCCCGAAACCCGAUUCCAUCUCAUCAUCCCCAAGAUAAAAAAGGAACCUCCCAAAAUGGACCCAGAAACAGACCCCUCCACCCCCCCCGUAAUCAACUACAUUCUCUCCUUCCUUCUAGUCGGGGUAGCCUGGGGCUUCACAACCCCUUUCAUCCGGCGCGCAGCCGCGGACUUUGCAGCCCGCCAACAGCAAAACCAGCAACAGGACGACAACAACAACAACAUCAGCAUCAACAGUAAUGACAAUGUCCCUCUGACACCUGUUACUCCCGAAUACACCGAUGAAGCACGUCCCGAAGAAGGAGGAGAAGAAAGCGAGGAAGAUAAUCCUCCCCCAGCCACCCACCAAGAACAACAGCAGCAACAGCAGCAGCAACAACCAGCAUGGAUGCAGCAAAACCAGCAGAAACCUCCCUCCUGGCUGCGCAAAAAGAUCACUACUUUAUUCUGGACAGUGGUGAAUUUGCUUCGCACGCCUGCGUACUCUAUCCCCCUCGUUGUGAAUUUAACGGGGAGUGUGUGGUUCUUCUUGUUGGUGGGGAAGCAUGAGUUAUCGUUGACCGUUCCCCUCGCCAACUCCAGUGCUUUUUUGUUCACGGUGCUCGGGGAAUGGUAUGUUGAGAGGAAGGUGAUUGAGCGCGAGACGUGGUUGGGGAUGGCGUUGGUGUUGGGCGGGAUUGCGCUUUGUGUUAUGGCUUAGCUUUUCUUUUUUACCUAGUGCUUAAAGUGUUUUAUGGGUUUGUAGGGGUGUUAUCGUAUAGUAGUAUCUCAAGUUGGUGUGGUUGUUGAUUGGUUGAAGUUGAAGGGAGGAAAAAAUAAAACACAAAAAGAUGUGCAUCAUCCGUGAAUCGAACACGGGCCUCAUCGAUGGCAACGAUGAAUUCUACCACUAGACCAAUGAUGCUGC